Messenger RNA from Trifolium pratense (red clover), 2464 nucleotides. RefSeq lists its product as uncharacterized. Gene Ontology annotation, molecular function: histone H3K4 demethylase activity; histone H3K36 demethylase activity. The transcript is spliced from 3 exons. Gene Ontology annotation, cellular component: nucleolus. The record is from RefSeq and is a predicted model, not a curated record. NCBI's taxonomy places the organism in Eukaryota, Viridiplantae, Streptophyta, Magnoliopsida, Fabales, Fabaceae. Bases 92 to 2446 code for a protein of 784 amino acids.
AAUUUUGCAAUUUUGGUCCCUCAAGUCUAAAAUGUGUGAUUAAGUCCAGGAACGUGUGGUAAGGUAAAAGAAGAGAGCAUUUGCAAGAAGAAUGAAGAAGCAUGCAGUUGUAUCUAGCAGCGUUAAGAAGAUGAUGAAGAAGAAGAAGAAAAGAAAACGCUCUUAUUCAUCCAACUCUCAACAGGUCUCCGAUCUCAACACCCUAUUCGCUUUGUUACUCGCAUCACUCUCUAACCAAACCCCUCUUCCCUCCUUCAUCAACAACUGCUUAUUCAAAAUUCACCAUUCUCUUCUCCUCUCCAAAUCCUCCGUCACACCUAUCCUCGCCUUACUUCCAUCUCUCCUCUCUUCCACACACUCCCAAAUCGCACGCCGCGCCGCAGACAUCAUCGGGGCAGCCUCACUCGUUUCGCUCGAAAUCAACGAGGAAAUCGCCACCGAUUCCGAAACCGUUAAGGGAUUAAUCUCGCUGUUGAAUAAUCCCAAUAGAAAGGUUCAGUUCUCUGCUUGCAAUGCUGUCUUGGAUUUGUCUACCACUGCUGCAGCUCAACAGCAACUUCUCAAAUUCUCUGCCUUGCACAAACUAAUGUUUGUGUUUCUUCAGAUUUUUAAGCGUGUGGAAUCUGUAUGUUUAUGGUCUGAGGGAAAUGAAAAUUUUCACUCGCUUAAGAUCGGGAUUAGGGAAGAUGAACUCUCGGUGGCUUUACUCAGUGCAAUUAUUGUUCUUAUAAAUGCCUGUGAUCUUGAGCAACUUCAUGAUAUUCCGACAAGCCUUUCUGAAGCAUCCCUGAAUCUUCUAAAAGUGAUAAGGGCAAAUGCUAGUCAUCAUUUGGUAAUCAGAGGUGCUGUGAAAUCUAAUGAAGAAGGACACCUUUGUAAGAGUAACAUUGGAGUUAGUGAUCUUGCCGAAAGCAUCUUUAGGCUUUCCAUUAAUUCUUCACAACUUACUAACUCUUUGCCACUUGAAGUGGUACAAAGAGGUCUUUUUGGUACGAGCGAUACCAGUUUUGAAGAUUUUAUGUCAAAUUAUUGGGAAGUUUUGCCUUUUCUUUUAACAAGGACAACGGAGGAUCACAAUGUGAAUGAUAUGUUUAGCCCAUUCAUACAAUCUUUGAACUGGAAUGGGGGCGUUCCUUCCCUCCUUCAUUCAAUUCUUCAAGGUCUUGUGUCUUGUUUUCCUAUUGCUUCAGAGGAGCAAAACAUCCUUAAUUUUCUAAUUGAGGUGAAAGAUAGACUUGGUUGUCCUAUAAUUUACCAGCAAGAUAUACGAGUUGUAAAAACUGAAAGCCAAUCGAGAAAGGAAAUACAUUACUUUCGGGACUUUCAUUCAGACUGCCUUAAGGAACCUCUGUAUUUAACUACCGAAGAUGUCUUAAAGUGUGAGCAAGCAUAUAAAGAGGGUUAUACUCUUGCCCUGCGUGGUCUGGAGUUUCGUUAUCAGAGCAUUGCUGCUAUUGCCGAUACAUUAGCACUUAUGUUUGGCCAACCUUCAGUAGGUGCCAAUUUGUACUUAACACCACCUAAUUCUCAGGGGUUGGCUUGUCACUUUGAUGAUCACUGUGUAUUUGUCUGCCAGAUUUUUGGCUCCAAGAAGUGGACGGUAUUUUCUCGACCCGGUCAGAUGUUACCUCGCCUAUAUGAUAGUCUUUGUGGUGCUGGUGUUGACUGUUCAAAAGCUGGUAAAAGAGAGUUUUUUCUCAAGGAGGGGGACGUAUUGUAUAUUCCCAGAGGUUUUCCACAUGAGGCUUAUACAAAUUAUGGUGUCGAAUCUGUUGAUGAUGGUUCUCCUGGAUUUUCAUUGCACCUUACACUCAGUAUUGAGGUUGAACCUUUGUUUGAGUGGGAAGGAGUAGCUCAUUUUGCUCUUCAUUGCUGGAGUGAAAACUGGAAAAGACCAUGUUAUGAUUCCAUUAACUCUCUGUCUCAAAAACUUGUUUUUGUGUCUGUGAAUCUUUUACAUGUUGCGAUUGGGAUAAUUAGCACUUGCGAUCCUAGUUUUCGGAAAGCAUGUUUGACUGCUGCAGUAUCAUUGCCACCAGAUGUUUAUCAUAAGCUUAUUCAGAAUCAGAGAAAAACUUUUCUCCACUUGAUUGAUAAAAUAUGUAAUGAAUCUAGCUUCUCGGAAGUGCUGAGUAAUGUAGAGGUUGCAAUUCAGAAAAAUAAAGAUCCAUUUGAACAAUUCCAAUGGAUUUGGGUUCAUCAUAUGGAAAAAGAAGCCAAAAGUUCUUUCAACACAGAAAAAUCUUUCAAUAUUGAAGAUUUACACACUCUGUGUGGCAAGCACAAGGACAAGUUAGAAGCUGCUUUUCUGAAUGUGAAGUCUAGGUUUUGUAGUGAGGUGGUAUUUGAGGAUGUUGUAACUAGUCACAGGAUGCUUCUUCAGAAGUAUAAAAAUACAAGAAGGCAAUAUAUUAAUGGAAUGAUUUCACUUCAUAAUAAAUUGUAAUGCUGCUGUUUUAAUUUA